UUCAAAAACGCACGGCACUGGAGAGCAAAUCAAAAUUUUGUCAUGCACUCGUUUUGGGUCUCACUUCGUACGUAUCACAAGUGCGAAGUACAAAUAAAAUAUUUAACAGUCAAAAACUCAAAAUGGUGGAUAGAUUAGUAAACAGCGAGGCAAAUUCUCGCAGAAUUGCGAUGGUUGAGAGCUGUUUCGGCAGUUCGGGUCAGCCACUUGGUGUACAAGGAAGAGUGUUGGUUGGCGAAGGCGUUCUCACAAAGAUGUGCAGAAAGAAACCGAAACCCCGUCAAUUUUUUCUGUUCAAUGAUAUUUUAGUGUACGGCAAUAUAGUGAUAAAUAAAAAGAAGUAUAAUAAGCAACACAUAAUACCAUUGGAGGAAGUCAAGCUCGAAAGUUUGGAAGAUGACGGACUUGUUGCAGAGUAUCGUAACGGAUGGUUAAUCAGGACGGCUUCGAAAUCUUUUGCUGUUUAUGCGGCCACACCCACUGAAAAACAGGAGUGGACUGCACAUAUCAACAAGUGUAUAGAAGAUUUACUUAGGAAAAGUGGAAAAAAGGCAGCGGAAGAACACGCAGCUGUUUGGGUACCUGAUGGAGAAGCACCAUUUUGUAUGCAUUGCAAGAAAACUCAGUUCACAUUAAUCAACAGACGACAUCAUUGUCGCAAGUGUGGGGCGGUCGUAUGUGGUCCAUGUUCGAACAAGCGCUUUCUAUUACCUAAUCAAAGUUCGAAACCGCUGCGUGUUUGUUUACAUUGUUAUGAUACUCUAAUCACGGCGAAACAUCAUAAUUCGAAUAAUGACUCGAUUAAAGAGAGAGAACGUGCGGGGAAUGCAGACACAUCCGGAGAGGAUGAUUCAGAUGAUGACGACGAGAAUACUAAAGGUCCACCCGAAUCUCAUGAUUUGUUUCAAAGUCAUUGUCUUGGUUAUGUGUGGUGAUAUCCAAAAUUUUAUGGAGACACAGAAAGAUCUGAAGAACAACAUUAAUGCCUUCAUUUCCACUUUAUCAAUAAGAGGUGUAAAGUAAAAAAGUAAAAUUAAUUUCUAUUUUUAAUAUAAAACUGUAAACAAAUAUGUAUAAUAUGAUGUAUUUUGUACUA
This is a messenger RNA of Photinus pyralis (common eastern firefly), 1096 nucleotides long. Its product is annotated as pleckstrin homology domain-containing family F member 2. Gene Ontology annotation, cellular component: early endosome. The record is from RefSeq and is a predicted model, not a curated record. The coding region runs from base 123 to 935 and encodes 270 amino acids. Gene Ontology annotation, molecular function: phosphatidylinositol binding; metal ion binding. NCBI's taxonomy places the organism in Eukaryota, Metazoa, Arthropoda, Insecta, Coleoptera, Lampyridae. The transcript has 9 exons.